AUGGCCGGCCGCAAAAGAAGAGAGACUCGUGCACGAUACAUUGUAUUUCGCCAUGCUGCUCGUGUCCAGCGCUUCCUCGCCAGUCUUGAAGACGACCGUCGACUUAAGCCAGGGCAUCAACAACUCCAUUCGUUUGUUGUUCCUGGCUUGCAAGGAGGCAAACACACGGUUGAUGUCACCCAAGACAUCACCGCAAAGUCAGUCCCGAAGCAGCUGACUGCAACUCAAGAGUUCUACGUCGAUACUCCCGAGUUUGCUAUACCCGAGGGCGAGAUCCAUUCUGUCUAUCCGCCUCCUGGGCACGAAGAGAGGUCUGAGACUUUGCCGCAUGUCGUUUUCAAUACGCCCGAAUUCCCGUGGGAAUGGCGAGCAAGCUACAUUGAAGAUCCGCCGGAUUACAAGCAAAAUAGGAACCGUGUCCCUUGGCUCGCUGUGCUGGUUUUUACCAAGGAUGAGCUUCAGUUGUCGCCAGACGACCUCCAGGGAGAACAAAGCAUCUUCCGCAAUACGAAGAAGCUCCCAGGCGGUGCGAAGCAAACCUCCACGCUGGCCGUCAACAUGCUCGUCAAAGAUGUGCCAAAGCUCGCAGAUACAGCGUCACCUGUGAAGCCUUCCCCAUCAGAGCCUGAUGCCACGACAGACAUCAUCUUCAUCAAGAAAGGGCUUUUCUCGACCCUCUUUGCCAAAUACGAUGACAAAGGCCAUGAAGACACGACCGCCACUCAGGCAGAUGUGCGCCCAUACAGAUUCCUGGCGCACAAGAGGGACAUCAACACAGAAGGCAUGGCUAUAGCGGCCCUCACAGCGACAGAGGAAGAUCAAUCCUCUUACGGCGUGGUCUUUUCCCACAGGACGGGACCGGUCACUAUUACCAAGCCGACGCAGAUUAUUGCCCACCUUGUUUCUAUCCGCAGCGUUGAGGUAAUGCCAUGGCCAGUAGCCAACGACAAGAGAUACGUGGCAAUGUCCAGCUUGCACAGUUGGAGCUACACAUGCCUCCCUCCUGAUACCCCCAGCAUCAAGAACAUGUUUGAGGCACUAGGACGAUCCAGUGCGAUGCUGCGUUCCAUUGUCCAGCUGGAUCAACUGAAUCCUCCAACUAAUGCUCCCAAGGCAGUGCAAGACCGAGUGUUGCAACGCCUGCACGACGGUUACGCUUUGGCUCGCUAUCGAAUGCAGACGGGAGAGCAGACAAGCUGCUUCAUCCGAGGGCCAUUCAUCCCGGUCAAGAUCCCGUCUGACAUUACUCGUCCAUGGCACUCUCUCUCCACUUCGGGCUCAGACCUACAGAUCCUCGACCAGCAGCUCGGUUUGAUGGACAUCACGUAUUCGGCAGCUUGGCAAAUUGGUCGAACUCUGGCCAUCUCAGACGCCGACCUUGUGUCGAGAAUCGGCCAGGUCCGCAAGCAGAUAUACGAUCGUGGCAUGCAUUACUAUCAGCUGGCCGCUUUGAAAGCCCACGGAACGCGUUCCAAGAGCGAACUCAUCGCACAGCUCCCUGCCAUGGUCGAUGCUCUGCAGAACUUGCACAAGACGGCCCAGCUUUGCACCUCGGAUGUCCAGGCUCGCUCUCGACGAUGGCUUCGCCACUCGAUAGAGCCUGUCGAUCUUUCGUAUAGCGGCCAUGAGGCACAUGCCAUGCGCUUGGCAUCAAACGAAGAGAAUAAACUUCCACAGUGCUUUCUCAGAGCCGCCAAAGAGAUUGCCAGUGCGAUUGACCCAGAGAAACCAGAUCAACCAUCUGAUGUACCUUACAAUGAGUUCAACACACCGUAUUCUCCCGAUUGGAUGGCUUUGCUCAAGUUUGUUCUUGACAAGCAGGUACUGGAGAAUAUCCCCUUUCACUAUCUGAUCCCGGAUAUCAGCGCCCUUCCGUUGGAGAGCAUGCGCUUCUUCCGGAUCGAUUGGCGCUGGAUGGACGCUCUGCUCGAUGGAGCGCUAAGUUUGUCCAAUUAUAUCGAUCAGGACCACGACAAGGUUCGCGAUGCCAUCUUUGGCGCCCUCAAGUGGUAUCACGAAACGGGCGUGGCCGAGCACGGAGGCGAAGUCCCUCCCGUGCCUGUCUAUGGCUGUCUGAUCCGCUCUAAUCUCAUUGUCAAGUUUCCCGAUAUGAAAGUCGAAGUCCUGCCUCUACAAUUGCCCGACAAGCCUCCCGUUCUGAUGAGACACAAGCUUGUGACUCCAGAUACGAUGCUGUGCCUUUUCUCAAAGGAACCGUCGGAGCCGGACUUUGAUGGGCUCGCCCUCACUCAGCCGCCUCACCAACAGACCUUUGUGGCCGGCAGCGACCUCAAGAAAGACAAGAUUGAGAUGAGAUACAAGAAGGCCUAUACAGCAGAUGAGGGAUCCGACGAUGUUACCGUGCCUAUUGCCAUCAAGGAAUGGUCACCAAAUGAUCCCAAGACCAAAGAGGCCGUUUAUCUCUGGGAUGUCACUCCAUCGUCUUCACCCACCAUAGAAGCACGCAGACUGCUGAUGGAAAGUCUAGCGAGCGACUACUUGAAGACGGUCCAGGAAAAGAUGGACAAGAAGUACUUUGACGACGACACUGCCACCUCUGCCCUCAUGGCGGCGCAGAUGGGCUCCGUCGCUUGGCGCCUCAAGCUCAAGCUCUCGCAGACAAAUGCCAGAGAUGAGCUCGAGAUAGACCCUAAUGUCACUCCGAGUGAUGCGCCUCUAUCUGAAUGGGCCCUUCGGCGUCGCCGUCAUCCAGUUCCAUCCCACGCAAUCCAGAAGCUCCCUCAGUACUACGCUACGAGGCCCGUCUUUUACUACCAGGUUUCGUCCACUGAGACGCCAUCGUCAAACACCAUAGUCGCAACGGACGUUGAACAAGAUCUCAUCUUCCGUAUCAAUCUCGAGCCUUACACAGCUGGGGAUUACAGGCUAGAGGAACUCAAGAUAAAGGUCCCGUUUGGCACACCGCAGCAGUUUCCACGCGUCCUCAUGGCAACAUACAAAGGCAGUGGAGCAGACAUGACAUCAAACAUCAGGUUCAACGUCAUGAUUGAUCUUGAAACAACCGAUGAAAAGGUAACGGGCAUGACCCUCCGCAUGGUCCCCCGGAGCAGACGCGGUUACGUGCCGGUAACGAGCUGCAGCGAAAUCAGCUUCAUCCUCAGCGGCGUCGUCGUCAGCCAAGUGACGCAGAAGACGUGGGUUGAUUUGGAGAUUAAGGAGCAUUAUGCGAAUCAAGGGGAGUGGAAUCCAAAGAACAAGCCUGAUAGUAUCGUCUUGGUCCCACCGCCUGCUGCGGAGAGGGCGAUGAACCUGAAGAGGAUCUUCUCAAGGGGGUUGUCCUAG
Messenger RNA from Trichoderma reesei QM6a, 3303 nucleotides. RefSeq lists its product as uncharacterized. The record is from RefSeq and is a predicted model, not a curated record. The coding region runs from base 1 to 3303 and encodes 1100 amino acids. The transcript has a single exon. NCBI's taxonomy places the organism in Eukaryota, Fungi, Ascomycota, Sordariomycetes, Hypocreales, Hypocreaceae.